Messenger RNA from Anopheles moucheti, 1691 nucleotides. RefSeq lists its product as uncharacterized. The transcript has 3 exons. The coding region runs from base 1 to 516 and encodes 171 amino acids. Lineage: Eukaryota; Metazoa; Arthropoda; Insecta; Diptera; Culicidae. The record is from RefSeq and is a predicted model, not a curated record.
AUGAUUACCCAUUGGACGCUGAUAGUGUUGGUGGCGGUGGCCAUUUCGGGCCCGCACAGUGCAUUGGCCCGACCGGCGGAACCGGAAGCACCGGCCGAAAUCUACAACGAGCUGGCGGAGGAGUACCAGCGACUCCACAACCAGGAGAUCCGCUUCCUGCAGUAUCUGUCCGUGCAGGCCGAACGGCAACAGCGCGAGGAAGCGUACCUGCAGGCGCAACGCGAACAGCAACAGCUUGCGCUGGACGCACGCAAUUCACUGCUGGACGAUGCCGGAUCCCUGCUGGACGAUUUACCGCAGGAGUUUGGCCGACCCGAUGACGGUACCGGUGCGGGACGCAAUCUGAACGGUUACGGACAUGAGGUUUCCGCCCAAACCGAACCCGUGCAAAAGGAGGUUCCACACCAGAAGAGCAAAAAUGACAAGAAAAAUAACCACUAUAUGUCCUUGUGCCAUUUUAAGCUUUGCAACAUGGGACGUAAACGUAACCAACGAUUUCCUCAAUUCUGGAACUAAAGGGUGAACACCGUUUGGAACAAGGACAGACAGCUAAAUGUACAACGAAACUAAACUUAAACCACAAAGCGCCCCAGUACUAAAGGAUACUAAUAAACCCAGCAUCAGAUUGAAGGAUAAGUUGGUGCAACAAACAGAUGGAAAUGGUAGUUUGGUGGUACAGGCUGAUCUAUUCGCCCAGUACAACCAGCAACGCUUCAUCUAGCAACGUCAGCAGCAGCAGCAGCAACAGCGGCAGUAGCAGCAACAGAAGAUUUAGCAACGGUAUUUUCCCAUUUAUCGUUAUUAUAGGCGAACAAACGUGUAGGAAAAUCUGUACUCUCUUUCAGAGCUAAACCAUACGUACUAGUGCGUCUCACAUCAUCAAAAAACGGACACGUUUUUUUCUAAGAGACAAAUAUUAACAUACUUGGAAGAUAAAGCUCGCACAACAGUGCGAGAGGAAGAACAAAAAAACAACACAAACUUAUUUAUGAAAAAUUUAAAUUAUUGAUUGAAACUACUAAUGAAAUGUUACUUAAAUUUAUCUAUUGGUACUAUAUUGCGACUGGAAGUAGGAAAUUUGGAAGUGAUGGGAGCGUAGGGAAAGCGGGAGCCAUUGUAUUUAGGGUAGGACCGCACGGGAGGAGAAAGAUUAGAUGCAAAACCAUCCAUUACCGGGAACCGUCUCUUCUGGUACGGUUUGCAGGAACAUGAACAAGUAUUUAGAAUUAUCCGUUUGUCUUAUGUUUGUCAGAAUUCAUUGUUCACUUCACAAACACACAACACGGUCUCACACACUUUUAGCUUUAUAGUAGUAGUAUAUAUCCAUUCCAAACAAUUCUCGGACCAUCGAAACUAAAAUUUUUAGGUUUAACGAUUGUUUAUCCAUUCAGCGAGUACGAAACCAAAACCGGUUAGCAAACGAUUCGUAUUAUUAGCUUUAAUUUUAUGUAUUAAUAUAAUUUCCGCUAUUAAUCUAUACGUUACCGUUACGUCCAGUGUUACCCCAAACACUACAUGUAACGGAUCGCAAAACUGAAAUAAGACUAUAAUGAACACGAAAACGGAUUCAUUGCUGACAAGCUGACAUUGAAACAAGUUCCGAACGUAUCCAGUAGAAAGGACGAGGGUGUGUUGCAAACAUAUAACAAUAUUCCUUCCAUCUGUGAAGCCUGUAUGUCUGUUGUGUCCUG